Molecule: messenger RNA, 1754 nt
Organism: Salvelinus namaycush (lake trout)
Lineage: Eukaryota; Metazoa; Chordata; Actinopteri; Salmoniformes; Salmonidae
Gene: pdcd4b
Product: programmed cell death 4b
Exons: 12
Coding region: 196-1614 (472 amino acids)
Biological process (GO): negative regulation of DNA-templated transcription
Cellular component (GO): cytosol; nucleus
Source: RefSeq, a predicted model, not a curated record
GUCAGCCAAUCGGAUAUCUCAAACACAAUUAUAUGCCAAGUGUUGCUGGGUAUACAACAUAAAAACAACAGAAUUUAAAACCACAUCAACGGCAGACACGGUCAGUGAUUUUCCUUUGGACACGCAAGAGGUGUCUGCAUAAUUUUUGUUUUAUUCGCACGCAUUUCCGCUGCUCCAAAUCUCAAUUUUUAAACAAUGGCAACUGACUGCGAGGCAUGGCUGAACGCUAACCCCCUUGACGCAGACGAUCUGAGUGACUCUUUCCUAUCGGGAGAAGAGGAGAAUGGCAUUAUCACCAAAAACAUCAAGAACGAAAUAAAUGGGAACUGGAUUUCGGCACCUAACAGUAUCCACGAGGCCCGUCUCAAAGCCAAAGCGAAGAGGAGGCUGAGGAAGACUUCUUCUAGAGACUCUGGGAGAGGGGACUCGUUUAGCGAUAACGGGGACCCCUCCCGGGGUACUAACGGUACCGUACCCCCCACCAGCCCCAAGAGCAAACUGCUGGACAGGAAGUCUCGGGCAGGGAAGGGACGAGGACUUCCAAAGAAAGGUGGAGCGGGGGGCAAAGGGGUGUGGGGCCCACCUGGAGAAGUGUACGACCUGGAGGAGGUCGACGUCAAAGACCCCAACUAUGACGAAGCUCAGGAGAACUGUGUGUAUGAGACGGUGGUUCCUCCGCUGGAGGAGGGGGACUUUGAGAAGACGCUCACUCCCAUCGUGCAGGAGUACUUUGAACACGGCGACACCAAUGAAGUAGCGGAGCUCCUUGGUGAACUCAACCUGGGCUCCAUGUCUAGCGGGGUGCCCAUGCUGGCUGUGAGCCUGGCCCUGGAGGCUAAGGCCAGCCACAGAGAGCUGACGUCCAGGCUGUUGACGGACCUGUGUGGCCGCGUGCUGAGCCGUAGAGACGUGGAGAGCUCAUUUGACAAGUUACUAAGGGAGCUGCCUGACCUGGUGUUGGACACACCUGGAGCCCCUCAGCUCGUCGGCCAAUUCAUUGCCCGGGCUGUCAAAGACAAGAUCCUCUCCAAGAGCUACUUAGACGGCUACAAGGGGAGAGUCGACUGUGUCCAUGCAAGGGCGGCCUUGGACCGGGCGGCGGUGCUGUUGAAGAUGGGUAUGGGCGGCCUGCGCAUCGACAACCUCUGGGGAACAGGUGGGGGUCAGAGACCUGUCACCCAGCUCGUCAGCGAGAUGACCCUGUUGCUGAAGGAGUAUCUUCUGUCUGGAGACAAUAAGGAAGCAGAGAGGUGUCUGAGAGAACUGGAGGUACCUCACUUCCACCAUGAGUUUGUCUAUGAGGCCAUAGUCAUGGUCCUGGAAUCCAAAGGGGAGAAAACGUUCAAAAUGGUUCUGCAGCUGCUGAAGUUUCUGUGGGUGUCCUCCAUCAUCACUGUGGACCAAAUGAGAAGGGGAUACGAAAGAGUUUACAUGGACAUAGCUGAAAUCAACAUCGACGUCCCUCGUGCGUACUUCAUCUUGGAGCAGUUUGUCGACAAGAGUUUCAGUGCUGGCUUCAUCUGUGAAAAGCUGAGGGAUCUUUGUCCUAGUCGGGGCCGGAAGAGAUUUGUGAGCGAGGGGGACGGCGGUCGCUUCAAAUUGGAAAGCUACUAAGAAGCCAUUUUGUGCCAGAGAUGUUCUGCAAAACUGAAGCUACUUUUUACUAUGAUCCAUAUGUUACUUAUCGUUUUCCUUAACAGUGAAAGAAUGUACAUUUAAAAAAAUUAAAAAAAUGCGUGAAGUGGCACUUUGUU